UUGUCAGCGGCCUACCGGAACACCUGUUGUCCGCAUGAUUUUUACUUUUCACUCGCCCUUUUCUCUUCCGCAAUACAAUCAGAUUGCCAGCUACGGACUCACCUUUUAUCACUAACUGCAGCCGAAAUUUUGCAAACACUUCAACAUUUUCCUAUUUUUUUCUUCGUCUGCUCUCCGAAACUCACAAAACUCUUCGUCAUUUGGUCGUUUGCAAUUUUCCCCUAUUUCAGGGCUCAGUCCACUUGGAAAACUGCUUCUAUCCUUCAGGGCGAGCUUUAACUGCCAUUCCGAAUAAUCAAAUCCACCAUUCGUGUAUUCGCUGCUUCACCCAUUCGUUUGAAACUUCAUUGAAAUUCAUUCGAAAUUCAUUCAGCCAAUCGACGAGUAGAAAACACACUGCUCACACGAAUCGAAAUUUUUCGAUAUUUUUCUCAGCAAGAUUCACGAAAAAUAUGAGACGAAUCGUGUGUUGAAUGGGCAUCGUGGCAAAUGGCCGAAAAAGCGAAUGAAGACGAGCAAAAGGAUCCGAAGGGGAGAGCGUAAGCCUGAAGGGCCUGACGAGGGAUCGAAUCAGUCGCUGGCCAAAAGGGCUACCAUUUCGUAACCGUUCGGAUGCAAAGAGGGAACGAUUGAAGUGAGAGAGACUCGACUUUUCUGCCUACUCUCUAUACGCCGAUUAAACUCUAUUGCGAAUGGCGCUCAAUUAAAUCGAGAUAGAGGCGAUCUAGUCGUUCUUUUCUGCUUGUUCGCUCAAUCGCAACUAUUACAAGCAUACAUACGAAGCAGCCUACAUACAAACUGUGUCAAAAUUAGGCGUGUUUGCCGGGUCGUCGAACAGUUGAAAAUGGCGUCUUUCGAAACAAUAUUCAAAUAACGAAGACCCAAAAUAUUGCUGUAUUUUCUCGUUUUACAAGGAGAAGAGCUUUCUUGUACUUUGAUAUUAAUGACGAAGGAUUUAAAAUCUGAUGAUUUUGAGACCGAUUUAUUUUAAAAUCUAUUACUCAAGUUCUCUCGACAAUUCCAAUGACAUUUAUUCAUCGUUUAUCGGCCCCCAACAGAUGUUCCAAUAUAACGAACAACCGUCGACAGUCAAAGUUUAAAAGUGCAAAAGAAACGGACCAAAGUUCAGGCCAAAUCGAAACACAGAGAAUCUCGCUUUUCAUCACCCAAUGAGCGAAUGAAUAAAUAACAGUGCGCGUAUGUGCGGAGGUGUAAAAUGUUGCCACCAAUACUGAACAAUAUCAAUGGGGGAAUUCUCUCGUUGUACACGAACUCGAACAACGGAGGGAGAACUCCGACUUCGACACGUGCUGUGAGAGGUCGUUACGCUGAAAUCGGCGUCAGGAGAAACGAUGUCUUCCUGGAGCCGUACCUCCAGCAACACGGAACCGUUCAGGUCGUCAGCUCGCCGAGCACACCACCGCCGAACCCACUUCAGCAUCAGCUUACGCACCUACAUCAUGUACAGAGCGAAGAAUCGCUGUCGUCCGAGGGUUCAGCGACAUCGGCAGGGACUUCCGGUUCUUCGGAAGACUCUGGGAGCGAAGUUGCAUGUGACAUAACCCUGAUCGAACGGCUCAUUCGUUCGCAUCCCAUUUGGUUUCUUCCAGGGAUUCAAAGAGCCGGAGCUUUUCACUUGUUGCAAGGCAAAGAAGAAGGGAAUUUUGUUGUUCGACAAUCCAGUCAGAGCGACACGAUGGCAUUGUCGGUCAGAUUGCCAUCGGGCAAAGGGCCUUACAUCGAGCACUACCUCAUUCAAGCAAAUAAAGGAAAAUUGAGCCUCGAAACGAGCGAAAAUCGUUUUGAUAAUAUUCCUUCCCUCAUCGCACACUACUCGCAGUGCUGCAGCGACGAGUUACCGGUGCAACUUACACUGCCAAGGGCGAUGAGGGAUGCUAAAAACAGACAGCAGCUCUCCUCGCUCGCGCUUUUGGGUCAGGAAUUUUGGAGGUAUCCAAUGGCUAAUCCAAAACCCCCGGAAAGUAGCAGCAGCAACACAUCGAGCCUUAGCAGCUUUCACGGAGGCAAUAAUAAUAAUGCAUGCACGCCAACGACUGAGAGCAUAGUGCUCAACUUGGCACCGAUAUCUUACAGCGAUACAGCAAAUUCUUCGCCAACGAAUACGAUAACAACAACUGCCACAUUCGCCUCAUCACUGCCAAGACAGCCAAGGCCAACGCCUCCGAAUACAUUGAAUCUCACGACGUUCAACGAGCCUAUGGACGCGAAGAAAGAACGUCUCGAUAAAAUAUCACCGUGUGAAAAACUGUCGCAACAAUUGAUCUCGCCAAACCUCGUACAGAGCGUACGUUGCCCAUCGCCGAUCGUUCACAACGUCGAGAGCAACGUUCUCAGCCCUACGGAAUCCCGAACGAAUUUCGACAGCACGAAACAUUCGAACGAGAGUACAAAAAGCGAAUUCUCACGUAGCAAUAAAUUCACAAUGUGCACAUCGACCUCCUCGAAUUUUCACCAAAAUAUCUCCAACUUCAACAAUUUGUCGAACUCCAAUUCACCGUUGUUACCCGAUGUCAGGAACGCCAUCGUGGAUAACAACUCGUUGACACAGAACGUCAAAACUCCUCCACCGCCCCCACCCAGAUGGGCCAAACCGGGAGUCUCUCAGAGCCAAAAUAAUUUCACGGUCACCACGACCGUUACCUUCAACGUCAAUCAAACCAAUGACGUAAUCACUUCACAGCAAAACACUCCAUCGGAUCCGAGCACGUCUCUGUUGAGUCCGCAGAGCGCGAGCUCCAACAAGUCUCUAACGUCGAAUCUCUCGUCGUCAAAGUCAGGCCUGUCGUCGACAACGCCGGUGCUCUCACCCACGUCGAAGCUAGUCUCGAGCAUCGGUACGAAAACACCAAACGUUUUAUCUCCAACGACACCCUCGGGUACGAGCAAAUCCAAGAGACGGAGAGAUCGCGAAGCGAGAAAAAAUUCUCAGCAUUAUCAAGAAUCGGAUAUUUUGGAGUCUUAUUAUCGAAGCUCGCCCGGCGACAAGGUCUCCGAUUACGAGGACAUAUGGAACACGACCGAUCGAUCGAACCACUCGACGUGGUCACCCAACGACAAACUCAAACGCAACGAAACCCCAAACACCAGUCAGGAACGCACGAAAAAUUCCAACGAUCGACUCGUACCCAUCGAACGAAUCGUCAGCCCUUCCGAUCGUUCUCCAAACGAAAGACUCCUCGAAAACGAACAAUUCAUCGCCAGAACCGAUCGACUCGUACUCAGAAACGAUAAGACCAAUGGGAAUGAAAAACUCAGCUACAAGGAAGUCACCAGUCCAGAGUUCACCAGCUUCAAACCUAUCCUCGAUCACAAAAGCCCCGAGUCUGGGUCGCCUGAAGAAACCGGCAUGGGAAAACGACCUGAUCUGCUAUCACGAGUUUGCAGCGCCAAUUCUCUGAACAGUCCGAACACAAUGACACCACCGAAAAACAAGCUUGGCUUGAUUCUGACACAGUCGGAGACCAACAGCCCAAUGACACCGGAAUCGAAGCAAGGCAGUCCGUUUUAUGCAGAGCCAGCGGACGCCAUCGCUCAAAGCGUCGCGAUGGUACCGCGUAGAAGAAACAAGAAUAAUCCAAUGACCAACAAAUUUCGUCAUAGCGAGCCAGGAUGGUUUCAAACGCCGGUCGGUCAUCAGGCAAACCAAUUGCAUCCGAUCGACUGGGACGAAUCCGAAGAGACGGAGGACAAAACUCCCCUCAUUUCCUCGUCCGUUGAUAAUCUUGCUAAACGCCUUAGCACGAGAGAAAUCAAAAAAAUACCACGUGCCAAACCUGUUCAACCACCAAAAAUCAGAAACAAAAUUUUCAACGACACUUCCUGGGCGGUCGACUCGAGCUGGGAAUUUAUCGGAAACGAAGGAGACGAUGGUGAAGCGGACUACGACUGCGAUGCCGAUUACGAGGGCGAUCCGGUGACCCGAAAAUUUCCGGAUGACGAGUGCGAGCGCGACGUAGUUGGCAACACGCUCACCGUACAGAGUAUAAUAUUACAAAGGUAUCCGGAAUUACUCAAAUCACCGGACACCACCGAGUCAUUGUAUAGCGAUAGAAAUUCGUCGUACGACAACGUUGAGAGACGAAUGGAGAGAAAUCAAACACCUGAAUCCCGAAACGAACGUACCGACGAUCCUUCCGAAUGGGAAACGAUGCUUGACACCGAUGAAAGUGACGUCGAAAGGAUCAAGAGAAACACAAGUUUCAAGGAACGCCUGGAUCCACUUCUUUCACCUCCAAGACUGCAGGCCUUGAGGAAUAGAGACGCGGCUGGAACUGGGUCAACCAUAAGGUCGUACGCCCUGCAAUUAGCGGCGGACAAAACAACCACUUUCUCCCAGAAUAUUGAGAAUUUUAUCCAAUGUACAAAAGAGGGCAAGGAGGCGAGUCCUCACAUCGUCAUGAGGAACAUACGCCAAUUCAUGUCCGGCAUGAAAAAUUAUCUUGUCAAACACGGCGAGCGUGAAUUCGAGAAGGAAGUCGAGAAGGAACGACUCAAAUUGAAGGCCAACGAAUUCUUGAAUCUCGACGCGAUACUCGAGGGCGUUAUGAUGGGACUCGUCGUUCGACCACUCAGGGAACACGUGUACAGACUUUUUGUUGAUCAUUACGGUAGCACGGGAUCGCUUCAAACACUCGCCGAAAGCAUACAGUACGCUCAGGGAAAACACAUCCAAGAUUUAGGAGUAAGGCCGAAAAUCAUACCACCAUCCGACGCGAGCCUUGAAAAGAUCCUGAGGUACAUCGACCGUUUGCAAAAGUCUGACUCUCCAUUGGAAAAACUGGAGAAUCUACUGGCUGCGAUUUCCGCGAUAUUUAACUCGGUGAAGCACGCCAACUCCGGAAGACACGUGACCUUGGGAGCCGAUGAUCUUUUACCUUUGCUCGUGUGGGUAUUGGUACGAGGAAAGGUGGUCGAUGCCGAAGUCGAGGCUGAAUAUAUGUGGGGCCUUCUCCAUCCUUCCCUCUUAACUGGCGAGGGUGGAUAUUAUCUGACAACUUUGUCCAGCGCUGUGCACGUACUCAAAACCUUUAAAUCGAGCCAAGGAACCAUGUCUACUUUGAACGGAUGUGGAACUCCCGACUGCUCUUCGGUGUUAAGAAUUUUGGUACCGGACGAACUUCAUGGCUCGCUAAACACACGAACACUUCCGAUACGACCGAACAUGAAUACGCGAGAUGUUUGUCGAAUUCUUGCCCACAAAAUAAGAUGCACGAAUCCUCAGGACUACGGGCUGUUCAAACUGGUGCAAGGCGAGGAAACUCUACUCGGUGAUCAGGAAUGCCCACAGGAAAUCUCUCACUGCCUAUUCGCUUAUAAACGGAUCGACGCGAAAAUCGCAUGGCCGAGAACAACUAUCAGCUCAUGAAGAAAGAACCACCAGUUAAAAAAUCGACGCCGCUAAUCCACAAACGUGAUCUAGAAAUAGGAUUAUAAGCUACUGUUAAUCUGGGUUGGUCGGCACGAAGCGACUCGUGAUCGUGAGCGAGUCAUUACAUAGCUUCAUUCUGUAUUCUUUGACUUCCGAAAAAACAAAAGGAUUUUCAAUUACCUUGAAACUCUUGGCACAUGAAUCAUUGAGUUUUGUAGAUAUUUCAAAGGAUCAUAGCGGAAAGACGUUCGAUCGUUUUCUUUUUUUCCUCGGAAAAAAAUGUUCCUCGAUCUCCGAUAAUCGUACCCAAUUAUAUAUGAAUGUUUUGUGUAAGAGGAAGAAUAAUGAAAAAAAGAAACGAGAAAAAAUCUGGAUAAUCUAGUGGAUAUUCAAAAUUGUAUGUCCUUUUGCAUGAGGUACGUGUAUUGUAUUCUCGCAUUUAAGUAUUAAUCAGUUCGAUGGGCUUUCGCCGAAUGGCUAAGAGAUUCGCCGUCGCCUCCCUCCUCCCCCUUGACCAAACAUAUACAUACAACUUUGUCACAGGCUAUUACCGAUUCUUGUGUGCAACGAGUUUAGCGACUGGACGUGUUUAUCCACGAUAUCGAUACUUUUUACAAUCGAUAACAAGGCUGUUUCGAAUGCUCCAUUCACGAUAUACAGCUCCUCAUUCGUCCCCCUUCUCCUUCUUCAAAUUCUUUUAUUUUGCCGAGAUCUAAUUAGGUGAAUUGUUUUUACAACAAUUCAUUGACGAAUUUUCUGACUCACAACGUGCUCUUGCCAUUGAUAAAAGCGUAAAUCGUUGAUUGAUGUAUGUCGAUUUUUAAAGCUGUUCUCUUUAAGGAUAGGCAAAUUCGAGAAGGUUUCGAAUUUUAGUUGAAAUUAACAAAUCUCGUCGACAACAAUCUCUCUUCCCAAAAUCCAAUAUUUUGGAUUCUACUUUUUAUACAAGCUUGAAGUUGCUAAGCCCGAGAUACGAAGAAAAAUGAAGAACUUGGGAAAUUUUUGAAAGAAAGAUUUUGAAGAAUUCGUGUGAACAAAUAUAUAUUGACAGAUGAAAUAAUUUUUCAAAAUAAAACUCGAUGAAAAACUCGAUCUUGAAUGUUGUACGCUGCGACAACGUCGACUAAGACCAUAUGUUUAUUCAGUAUUCAAUCAUUUAUAUAAAAAAUGUAGUUCGUCUGAGAAAUGGAAUAAGAUUUGAAUUGUAAAACAAUCGCGUACGAGCGAAACGUAUGGAAAUGGAAAAAAAAAACCAGAACAUAGAUUGGCAGAAGGGAAGAAAUAAAAAAAAAAAACAAUCAUUUGGAAAAAUGCAAUAAUAUUGAGCGAUAGAAACUACGAAACAAGUGAAAAAAAAAACCCAAAAACAAACGAUAAGAAGCAAAAGUAUAAUGUACGUCAUCGUAUAAUCACGUAUAAAUCCUCUUGAUACAAAUUUUAGAAUAGAACACGAAAGCCUAGACUAGACACUCUAUUUUAAGUACUUUUUAUGACAAUGAGGAAUAAAGAGAAGAAAAAAUCUAUCUCAUAA
Messenger RNA from Venturia canescens, 6920 nucleotides. RefSeq names its product sprint (gene spri). Lineage: Eukaryota; Metazoa; Arthropoda; Insecta; Hymenoptera; Ichneumonidae. The record is from RefSeq and is a predicted model, not a curated record. The transcript has 16 exons. Gene Ontology annotation, molecular function: guanyl-nucleotide exchange factor activity; small GTPase binding. Bases 1217 to 5386 code for a protein of 1389 amino acids. Gene Ontology annotation, cellular component: endocytic vesicle; cytosol. Gene Ontology annotation, biological process: vesicle-mediated transport; signal transduction.